CAGGACGACAGAGCUGGUGGAUGAAGCCUUUACCUCGCGGUCGAGAAAAUUUUGAAGCCUCUUACCUCGCGAUCGAGGAAAAGAAGAAAUCGAUGCCGCGGUUUCCUUACUCAGUUGAACCUUACUCACUGAGAAGAAGAGAAAGGACUCCGGUUCUAUAA
Messenger RNA from Paraglomus brasilianum, 161 nucleotides. Lineage: Eukaryota; Fungi; Glomeromycota; Glomeromycetes; Paraglomerales; Paraglomeraceae. The record is from the annotation of a GenBank genome assembly.